Messenger RNA from Lactuca saligna, 5656 nucleotides. The record is from the annotation of a GenBank genome assembly. Lineage: Eukaryota; Viridiplantae; Streptophyta; Magnoliopsida; Asterales; Asteraceae.
CUCAUCCAAAUUUCUUCGCAAUCAUUUUAACUUUGCUUAACAAAGAUUUGAUUUUUUUCAGGAUCCUUCAAUCACACCUUCAAUGGCGUCUUCUUCAACUUCAUCCAUUCGCAAGAUCUUUAAGUAUGAUGUAUUUUUGAGUUUCAGGGGCGAAGACACUCGUACGAGCUUCGUUGACCAUCUUUAUCAUGCUCUCAAGCAAAAAAGCAUUCAUACUUACAAGGACGACGAAGAAAUCAAAAAAGGGGAAAACAUCACUGAUGAGCUCAUCGGAUCCAUUGAAGACUCCAAAUUCUACAUCAUUGUUUUCUCCAAGGGAUAUGCCUCUUCAUCUUGGUGCUUGAAUGAACUUGUUAAGAUAAUGGAGUGUCAGAAGACGAACGAGCAUACCGCUUACCCCGUUUUCUAUGAUGUGGAACCACAGGAAGUCCGGAAACAAGAGGGGGCAGUGGCUGACGCCUUUGACAUCCUUAAAAAUAAAGAGGCUGCUGGAAUAUGGAGAAAGGCUCUCAAAGAAGCGGCAGAUCUGGCUGGGUGGGAGUUGAAGAACACUGAUGACGGGCAUGAAGCUAAAUUCAUACGAAAAAUAGUUGAGGUGGUUUCACUAGAGUUACGUUCCAUUAGUUUCCACAUUGAUGAAAAGCUAGUCGGAAUGGAGACCCGGAUCAAAGAUCUUGUACCAUCUUUAGGGAUUGGUUGUGACGAUGUGCGCAUGAUCGGGAUCAAGGGCAUGGGAGGUGGUGGAAAGACAACUUUAGCAAGAGCUGUUUUUGAUCACAUAUCCUUUCAUUUUGAAGGUACAAGCUUCGUUGAAAAUGUCAGGGAAAAAGAUUCUUUGUCCGGUUUAACGCAGUUACAAAAUCAAGUCCUUUCAGAUGUCUUAAAUGAUAAAGACAUCAAAGUAAGUGGUGUUUAUGAAGGGAAACACAUGAUGAAGAGGAGGAUGCCAAAUAGGAAGGGUCUUGUUGUUCUAGAUGAUGUUGAUCAUAUAAACCAACUUGAGGCGUUAGCAGGUGAUCCUAACUGGUUUAAGGCGGGAAGUGUAAUUAUCAUUACAACAAGAGAUGAGCAAGUGCUGGUAGCGCACCGAGUGAAGUUCAUUCAUGAUGUCAAUCUGCUAUCAUAUGAGGAGGCAAUUUGCCUCUUCAGUAGGUUUGCAUUUGGGAGAGAUAUUCCAAUUCAAGGGUAUGAAGAGCUAUCAAGACAAGUUGUACAUUACGCGGCUGGUCUUCCCUUGACGAUUAAGGUUUUGGGUUCGUUUCUUUGUGGAAAAGAUGAGCUUGAAUGGAUAGAUGCCCUAGAAAGACUAAAAACGAUUCCGGAAACACAAACUUUGAAAAAGUUGGAAAUAAGCUAUAUAUCUCUAGAGGAGGAUUACAAGGAAAUGUUUCUAGAUGUUGCAUGCAUCAUGAAAGAUUGGGAGAUAGAUGAUGCAAUCAAAGCGCUUGAAUGUUGUGGGUUUCAUGCUAGAAAUGGUUUAAGAGUUCUUCAACAAAAAUCUCUCAUAACUAUGUAUUAUGAUUGCCUAGGCAUGCAUGACCAUAUUGAAGAAAUGGGCAGGAAUAUUGUUCGUCGUGGGCACCCGGAUGAGCCUCACAAUCAUAGCCGAUUGUGGGUUGAAGAUGAAAUUGGUGAGAUAUUAGCUAAUGAUUUGGGUACUAAAGCAACAAGGUGUAUACAAUUCCACUCUAUGAAAUUCAAUCCACAUAUUUUUAUAAAAGGCUUGAGAAAGAUGAAGGAACUUAGAUUUCUUUCCAUUGUUGGAGAUUCUUCCAGUGAUUUGGAGUUUAGUAUGGCCGGCUUAGACUUCCCAAAUGCUCUACGAUAUGUGGAUUGGACCUAUUACCCUUUUAGUUCUUUACCCACAAUGUUUCAAGCAAAUAAUCUUGUUGCACUUAAAAUGUUUCGCAGCAGAAUUGUACAACUUUGGGAAGGUGGAGAAAGUAAGGUCUUUAACAAGCUCAGAUUUCUUGACCUCAGUUGUUCAAGGUUGAGUACCAUUGACCUUGGGCUUACUCCAAAUCUCGAGACAUUGACUCUUCAUGAUUGCAAUGAUUUGCUAGAACUUCAUAUGAGUGUUGGAUGUUUAAAGCUCACCUCUGUUGACAUUGAAGGUUCAAGGUUGAGUGCCCUUGACCUUCGGCUGGCUCCAAAUCUUGAAAAGUUGCUUCUUUCUGAAUGCAACAAUUUGGAAAAACUUCACUUGCCCGGAAGAUGUCUAAAUCUAAUAGAAUUAACACUCACCGAUUCAAAUUUGAGGACCCUUGACAUUGGGCUGACGCCGAAUCUCAGGUGGUUACAUAUUAAUGAAUCUGAUAGUUUGGAAGAACUUCACAUGGCCAAUGAAUGUCAAAAGCUCACCAAACUCAAUAUUAGUCAUUCAAAAUUGAGGACCUUUGACCUUGGGAUGACUCCAAAUCUAGAUACGUUAAAUCUUCAAGAAUCCCGUUGUUUGGAAGAACUUCACAUGGCCAAUGAAUGUCAAAAGCUCACCAAACUCAAUAUUAGUCAUUCAAAAUUGAGGACCUUUGACCUUGGGAUGACUCCAAAUCUAGAUACGUUAAAUCUUCAAGGAUCUCGUUGUUUGGAAGAACUUCACAUGGCCAAUGAAUGUCAAAAGCUCACCAAACUCAAUAUUAGUCAUUCAAAAUUGAGGACCUUUGACCUUGGGAUGACUCCAAAUCUAGAUACGUUAAAUCUUCAAGAAUCUCAUUGUUUGGAAGAACUUCACAUGGCCAAUGAAUGUCAAAAGCUCACCAAACUCAAUAUUAGUCAUUCAAAAUUGAGGACCUUUGACCUUGGGAUGACUCCAAAUCUAGAUACGUUAAAUCUUCAAGAAUCUCGUUGUUUGGAAGAACUUCACAUGGCCAAUGAAUGUCAAAAGCUCACCGUACUCAAUAUUAGUCAUUCAAAAUUGAGGACCUUUGACCUUGGGAUGACUCCAAAUCUAGAUACGUUAAAUCUUCAAGAAUCUCGUUGUUUGGAAGAACUUCACAUGGCCAAUGAAUGUCAAAAGCUCGCCGUACUCAAUAUUAGUCAUUCAAAAUUGAGGACCUUUGACCUUGGGAUGACUCCAAAUCUACAUACGUUAAAUCUUCAAGAAUCUCGUUGUUUGGAAGAACUUCACAUGGCCAAUGAAUGUCAAAAGCUCGCCGUACUCAAUAUUAGUCAUUCAAAAUUGAGGACCCUUGACCUUGGGAUGACUCCAAAUCUACCUACGUUAAAUCUUCAAGAAUCUCGUUGUUUGGAAGAACUUCACAUGGCCAAUGAAUGUCAAAAGCUCGCCGUACUCAAUAUUAGUCAUUCAAAAUUGAGGACCUUUGACCUUGGGAUGACUCCAAAUCUACAUACGUUAAAUCUUCAAGAAUCUCGUUGUUUGGAAGAACUUCACAUGGCCAAUGAAUGUCAAAAGCUCGCCGUACUCAAUAUUAGUCAUUCAAAAUUGAGGACCCUUGACCUUGGGAUGACUCCAAAUCUACCUACGUUAAAUCUUCAAGAAUCUCGUUGUUUGGAAGAACUUCACAUGGCCAAUGAAUGUCAAAAGCUCGCCGUACUCAAUAUUAGUCAUUCAAAAUUGAGGACCCUUGACCUUGGGAUGACUCCAAAUCUACAUAUGUUAAAUCUUCAAGAAUCUCGUUGUUUGGAAGAACUUCACAUGGCCAAUGAAUGUCAAAAGCUCGCCGUACUCAAUAUUAGUCAUUCAAAAUUGAGGACCUUUGACCUUGGGAUGACUCCAAAUCUACAUACGUUAAAUCUUCAAGAAUCUCGUUGUUUGGAAGAACUUCACAUGGCCAAUGAAUGUCAAAAGCUCGCCGUACUCAAUAUUAGUCAUUCAAAAUUGAGGACCCUUGACCUUGGGAUGACUCCAAAUCUAGAUACGUUAAAUCUUCAAGAAUCUCGUUGUUUGGAAGAACUUCACAUGGCCAAUGAAUGUCAAAAGCUCGCCGUACUAAAAAUUAGUCAUUCAAAAUUGAGGACCCUUGACCUUGGGAUGACUCCAAAUCUCAAGAAGCUAUCUCUCAAAGAGUGUCAUAAAUUGGUAGAACUUCGCACUCCCAUUGGAUGUCUAAACAAGCUUGUCCAUCUAGACUUAAGUGGUUGUUUGGGGUUUAGCUCUUUUUUGUUUUACAUAGUUGAUUAUACUUCUUGUAGUGUGGAUGAAUCACUUGAGGUUGGUCCUUCAGCUAAAUUAGUGCUGAUUGUGGAGACCUUAGAAAGAUGCCCGCUUCACCCCGACAAUAACUUGCCAAAGUUUUGCCUUAAGUGUUUGUAUGAAGAAGAUCGAACCUCAUUUCCUACAAAUCUUGAGAUGUUUCUUUCUGUAGUUAUGUGUGCUUGCACAAACCUUGAGACAUUUUCACAAAACAUUUGUGGGUUACGACGUUUAAGAAAGCUUAAACUCAAAGGCAGUUUUCUAGAGACAGUCAAGGAUCUUGACCAGUUAGAAUCUCUCGAGGAGCUAAUUUUGUCAUCUACAACAAUUAAACAUCUUCCAGAUAGCAUUUGUAUGUUGAAACAUUUGAAAUCUCUUGAACUUAUAGAUUGUCUGCUACUUGAGAGGUUACCUGAGGAUCUUGGCCGGUUAGAAUGUUUAGAGAAGCUAACUUUGCAAUCUACAACAAUUAAACAUCUUCCGGAUAGCAUUUGUAUGUUGAACCAUCUGCAAUCUCUCAGACUUAUAUUCUGUUGGCUUCUUGAAAAGUUACCCGAGGGUAUUGGCGAAUUAGAAAGUUUAAGGAAGCUCACUUUGUCAUCUGCGAUGAUUAAGCAUCUACCCGAUAGCAUUUGUAUGUUGAAACGUUUAACUUCUCUCAAACUUAAUCAUUGUUUGUUGCUUGAAAAGUUACCCGAGGGUAUUGGCGAAUUAGAAAGUUUAAGGAAGCUCACUUUGUCAUCUUUGAAGAUUAAGCAUCUACCGGAUAACAUUUGUAUGUGGAAACAUUUAACUUCUCUCGAACUUGAUCAUUGUUUGUUGCUUGAAAAGUUACCUGAGGAACUUGGACGUUUAGAACAUUUAAGAGAGUUAUGUGUACGAGGUACAAGCAUAAUUCAUCUUCCACAGAGCAUUCUUUUGAAGUCUCCAGCGAUGAAUUUUUUGAUGCUUUGUAACAGAAAAGAGAUGCUGAAAAAAUGGAUUAAGCCUACACUCAGAUACCGGUAGAAGAAUGGUUGAUUCCAAGUUCAAUAUCUUUGACUUUGUGUUGGGGAUUCCUGAUGAUUGAAGCAUUGUUAAUAGUUGAAAUCAAUGUGAGACUUCUUCAAAAGAAGAAACACAUAGUGGACAAAGAGAAUGAGUUGGAAGUGAUCUCCAUUAGAACCAUAGCUCAAGAGAUAUUAGGUUGGGACUUUCCAAAAGUCAUUUGAACUGCAAGAUUUUGAUAAUAAAUUUGUUCCAUUCUUCAUUUAAUGGAACAAUCAAAUAUUGAUCCGUAGGUCUUGUUUGUAACUUUGUUUUUAGACUUAGAGCUAAAUGUUUUGUAUUUUGAAAUAUAAUUUUAGCUUACCACUCUGAUUUUUCAUGGAUCAAUCUAAACCGUAUCCUGAUUAACAAUAAGAUUGUAGUUUUGAAAAUUAUGAAUCGUCUCAUAUGUGUGUUGAUUGCAACCUUAAUUGUUUGUGAAUAGAGUUUUGAUAGGUUUCAGGUUUUAAAGUUGCC